Molecule: messenger RNA, 2424 nt
Organism: Acipenser ruthenus (sterlet)
Lineage: Eukaryota; Metazoa; Chordata; Actinopteri; Acipenseriformes; Acipenseridae
Gene: uba5
Product: ubiquitin-like modifier activating enzyme 5
Exons: 12
Coding region: 161-1390 (409 amino acids)
Biological process (GO): protein ufmylation
Cellular component (GO): cytoplasm; cytosol
Molecular function (GO): UFM1 activating enzyme activity
Source: RefSeq, a predicted model, not a curated record
UUUUCCAAAGCUUGAGGUUUUGUUGUUGAGAGGACUGUAGAGGCAGCGAGCCCAUGCGGCCGGUUAUUGUUAGUGCAGACGUGUCGAUAGCUUACUGCUUAGGCUUUGUGGCAAGAGGGAUACACAUACAGUAGUAAUAAUAAUAAUUAUAAUAAUAAACAUGUCUACUGUGGAGGAGCUGAAGUUAAGAGUGAGGGAAUUAGAAAACGAGCUGCUUAAGUGUAAACAGAGUCGCAGCGUGGAAGAAGAUGUCGGCGCCGGUGACAACCAGACACCUCACAGACCCAAGAUUGAGAAAAUGAGUGCAGAGGUGGUGGACACCAAUCCCUACAGCCGGCUAAUGGCGUUGAAACGAAUGGGAAUUGUACAGGAUUAUGAGAAAAUUCGUACAUUUGCUGUGGCAGUCGUUGGUGUUGGAGGGGUUGGAAGUGUAACUGCAGAAAUGCUGACAAGAUGUGGCAUUGGUAAGCUGCUGCUGUUUGACUAUGAUAAGGUGGAGCUGGCAAACAUGAACAGGCUUUUCUUCCAGCCACACCAGGCUGGGAUGAGCAAAGUUGAGGCAGCAGAGCAUACUCUCAGGAACAUUAAUCCUGAUGUGAAGUUUGAAAGGCACAACUACAACAUUACAACAGUGGACAAUUUUACGCAUUUCAUGGAUCGAAUCAGUAAUGGGGGGCUGGAAGAAGGGAAACCUGUUGACCUUGUUUUGAGCUGUGUGGACAACUUUGAAGCUCGUAUGGCAAUCAACACUGCAUGUAAUGAAAUUGGUCAGAUAUGGAUGGAAUCUGGCGUCAGUGAAAAUGCUGUUUCGGGACACAUUCAACUCAUCAUUCCUGGGGAGACCGCCUGUUUUGCAUGUGCUCCUCCUCUUGUGGUGGCUUCCAACAUAGAUGAGAAGACCUUGAAACGAGACGGAGUUUGUGCUGCCAGCUUGCCUACCACCAUGGGAGUAGUUGCAGGAAUCCUAGUUCAAAAUGUUCUCAAGUAUCUUUUAGGUUUUGGUACAGUGAGUUAUUAUUUGGGUUACAAUGCAAUGCAGGAUUUCUUCCCCACAAUGGUCAUGAAACCCAACACCCAGUGUGAUGACAGGCACUGCAGAAAACAGCAAGAGGAAUACAAAAAUAAAGAGGCUGCACGACCAAAACAGGAGGUGGUGGUGGCAGAAGAGGAGCAAGUGGUUCAUGAAGACAAUGAUUGGGGCAUUGAGCUGGUUUCGGAGGUCACAGAUGAGGAAUUAAAAGCUGCUUCAGGUCCUGUGCCGGACUUACCGGAAGGGAUCACUGUGGCGUACACUAUUCCAGAAAAGGUGGAAGCAGCUUGUGGUGGUGAAACGGUUCCAGAGUCGGAGCAAAGUCUGGAAGAACUUAUGGCACAGAUGAGAAAAAUGUAGACAUUCAAAUGAAGAAAAUUAAUUAGGUCUUAAAGCAGCUGCAGUUUUUAUUCUUAACAAAUACUGUAUAAGUAACGCUUACUUAAAAGGCAUUCUGUUUUUUUUCUAUGUACAGUAUAACCUCAGAGUUACGAACACCUUGGGAAUGGAGGCUGUUUGUAAGUCUGAAAUGUCUGUAACUCUGAAAAUCAGUUUUCAAUAGUUUUAAUAAAUGUGUAUACCUGCUAUCUACACCCUCAAUCUGAAGAAUAAUACAAGGAUACAGUACAGUAAUGCAAUACUCUUAUUGCUAUGGUUCUAAAGUUUUUAUACAUGGAAAUAAAUGUAAGUUAACAUUUAAAUUAUAACUGUAGCAAAAACACCAAUUUAAACGUCCAGGAAAACGUGGGUUAAUAUAGUGCUUUUUUUUUUAAACAAAAAUGCAAUACUUGCUUUGAAAUCUGCCUCACCUUUGUCUGGAUAUAUUUGUUGGUACAGUAAUUUUGCCUUCAUGACCAGCACGCCAUUUAGGAGUGCCUAUCUGGUAGCAUUGCAUGCAUGGCUGAGUGAUUUGCAUAUUUCUGGCUAAAAGUGGGGUGUUCGGUAAGUUUGUUCGUAACUGAGGUUUUACUGUAUUUAAAUGUGGUCAUACAUUGUAAUGUAUAUACUAUCAGAAGUUUGGCCAGGGAAUAAUUAUACAGACAAAAUUGGUAGUACAUAGUAUGGAAGUUGCUGAAGACACAUGAUUUAUUUCCCCCUUGCCAGCAAGGUAGAAAUAAUAAAAAAAUCUGACUUAAAAUGUAAAGAAAACAGAGUUCAGUGCAUACUGACUUUUAAAAGCUAUUAUGUAAAUCAGUCACCUUUCUGCAAAUUAAUUAUCUGUUACAAAUGUUCCACAAAAAAAAAAAAACAUUAAACAUUUCAGCAUUAUGUAUAGUAUGUAAAGGGUUGGGUUGAGUAACUAAAAUAUUUAAAUAAAACUAAAUAUGUUGUAUUUGAGACAAAAUAUAUCCCAGUGAUUUAUAUUUAAUAAAUCCCCAAGAGCAUUUAAAACA